UCUCCUAGCACAUUUGCAGCCAUGAAAAUCUUGAAAACAUUUCUUUUUAUUUUUGCUAUACUUGGUUGUUUUUCAUGGCCUAGUAUGCAGAGCGAAAUGGAGACGUACAUAGUUCAAGUCGAAUCACCAGAAAGUCAAAUUUCCACUCACUCGUCGAGAAUGGAGUUGGAAAGCUGGUACAAUUCUUUCUUGCCAAAGACAAUAGCAACUGCUGGCUUAGAUGAAAAGCCGCACUUGAUAUAUUCAUAUCACAACGUGAUGAUAGGCUUUGCAGCAAGAUUGUCAGCAGAACAAGUGAAGGAAAUGGAGAAGAAACCUGGCUUUAUAUCUGCGUGGCCACAGAGGAUAUUGUUUCUACACACUACGCAUUCUCCGAGUUUUCUUGGAUUGCAACAAAACAUUGGCUUGUGGGGGGACGCCAACUAUGGGAAAGGUGUGAUCAUUGGAGUCUUGGACACCGGGAUUUCGCCUGACCAUCCUUCAUUUAGCGACAAAGGCAUGCCUCCUCCGCCUGCUAAAUGGAAGGGCAAGUGUGAAUCUAACUUCACUACAAAGUGUAACAACAAGCUCAUUGGUGCGAGGACUUUCCCAACAAGCAGUGAAUCGCCGGUAGAUGAUAAUGGACAUGGCACACACACCGCCAGCACGGUUGCAGGAAGUUUUGUAAAAGGUGCCAAUGUGUAUGGAAAUGCUAAUGGAACUGCAGUUGGGAUUGCCCCUCUUGCUCACCUGGCCAUUUAUAAGGUCUGUGAUUCAUUUGGUUGUUCCGACAGUGACAUUCUAGCUGCCAUGGAUGCAGCUAUUGAUGAUGGGGUCGAUAUCCUAUCCCUUUCCCUUGGUGGAAGUAGCAAGGCAUUCUACAAUGAUCCAAUUGCACUCGGGGCGUAUAGUGCAACACAAAGAGGUAUUCUUGUAAGUUGCUCUGCAGGUAAUAAUGGUCCAUACGAUAGCACCUUAUCAAAUGAAGCUCCGUGGAUUCUUACAGUAGGUGCAAGCACUCUUGACAGGAAACUCAAGGCCACUGUUAAGAUCGGAAACCAAAAAGUAUACGAGGGAGAAUCAGCAUUUCAUCCAAAGGGUCACAAUUCAACAUUUUUCCCUUUGUUUGAUCCUGCAUCCCCUGCACGGAAUGCAACCGACUUUGACAGCCCUUAUUGCGGAACGGGUUCACUGAAUGACCCUGAAAUUAAAGGCAAAAUUGUUAUGUGCAUGGCAGGUGGUGGUUAUUCCAAUAUUGAAAAAGGACAAGCUGUAAAGGAUGCCGGAGGCUUUGGCAUGAUUCUCUUUAAUUUCCCUGAUUAUGGUUUUACUAACUUUGCCGAUCCUCACGUCCUUCCAGCUCUGUAUAUUACUUACAAAGAUGGAAUGGAAAUUCUUGACUACAUGAACUCAACAUCAAAACCAAUUGCAAGAAUUGCAUUCCAAGGAACAAUAAUCGGUGAUAAAGAUGCUCCGGUGGUUGCUGCAUUCUCAGCUCGUGGACCAAGCUUAGCUAGUCCGGGAAUCUUGAAGCCCGAUAUUAUUGGUCCCGGUGUUAACAUUCUUGCUGCUUGGCCUACCUCAGUUGACAACAAAGCAAACACAAACUCUACCUUCAACAUUAUAUCGGGUACCUCCAUGUCUUGUCCUCACCUCAGUGGGAUAGCAGCAUUAUUGAAAAGCGCGCAUCCCACUUGGUCCCCUGCAGCUAUUAAAUCAGCAAUCAUGACAACCGCUAAAACAGUGAACCUCGCCAACGAUCCCAUCUUAGAUGAGCGGCUCCUUCCGGCUAACAUCUUUGCUGUUGGUUCAGGACAUGUCAAUCCAUCAAAAGCCAAUGAUCCAGGGCUAAUCUACGAUACCCAAUUUAAGGACUACUUGCCUUACUUGUGUGGUUUGAAUUACACAAAUCGACAGGUGGGAAACCUCCUGCAACGCAAAGUGGACUGUAAGGAAGUGAAACGUAUUCCUGAAGCACAACUAAAUUAUCCUUCAUUCUCCAUCACACUCGGAGAAAAUUCUCAGACAUAUACGAGAACAGUGACUAACGUUGGGGAUGCUAAAUCAUCUUACUGUGUGGAAAUUACAUCACCGCCGGGAGUUUCCGUGACUGUUAAGCCCACGACUCUCAAAUUCUCAAAGUUGAACCAGAAGUUGAAAUACCAAGUGACGUUUUCAAGAAGAGUUAAUAGCCCAAACGGUGGUGUUGUUCAAGGAUUCUUGAAAUGGACUAGUAAUAAGUACUGUGUAAGAAGUCCAAUUGCGGUUGUGCUAGACUCUACAAUUGGUUUCUAGUUUUAUUUUUCUUCUCAUUUUAGUAAUUCGACCAAUGUAUAACAAGCCUAUAUUAGUGGUUUCAAUAGAAACUGUUGAAUAACAUGUGACAAAAGUAUUCACUCUA
Molecule: messenger RNA, 2380 nt
Organism: Lycium ferocissimum
Lineage: Eukaryota; Viridiplantae; Streptophyta; Magnoliopsida; Solanales; Solanaceae
Product: subtilisin-like protease
Exons: 1
Coding region: 22-2274 (750 amino acids)
Biological process (GO): proteolysis
Molecular function (GO): serine-type endopeptidase activity
Source: RefSeq, a predicted model, not a curated record